Paramuricea clavata is the source of this 1572-nucleotide messenger RNA. The record is from the annotation of a GenBank genome assembly. Lineage: Eukaryota; Metazoa; Cnidaria; Anthozoa; Malacalcyonacea; Plexauridae.
AACGAAACGGAAUCCGUUUCCGUGUUUUAUCCCUACCCGAUAUAAAUACCGCUUUCGUAAAAUGAUUUAUUUACACUUUGCAGAUAUAAAUACGACUUGCGUCAAAACUGAUCUAAUAAACGCCCAAUGAUGUUGCCCGCGCGCAUGAAUCUAUUAUUUUGUUUUGAUUUUGGCCUAAUUCACAACUCGCCAAACUGUAUAAAACGCGGUUGUGGGCAAAAUACGAGAGAAUAACAACCAUGCACCUUCAAUUAUAUGUAACAAAUGCAGUAAUCUACGUUUCCAAUUUUCCUAUAUAUGCGACCAUUUUUAUCAAUACCGGUAUAUAUAUUGUGCAGAUAUAAAUACCACUUACUCAAAAAAUCGAAACACUUUGCAGAUAUAAAUACCACUUACGUCAAAAAUUCUCCCAGGGAUUUAUGCUGUAAUCACCUAAUAAUAGUUCAGGAUUGGUUAUAAAUAUCGGUGAUAAAUAAAAAUUGUUGCUCAUUGUCAACGUCUGCGCAGGAGGCUACUCAUUAUCACACUUCUCGCUAAAGUUAAGAUCAAAGUAAAACGUUGAACAUGGCAGACGAAAUUGUUGGUUUUUUGCACAACCUUUCUCCGCUAAAGCAUAGCGACAAGACCAAAUAUUUCGAUGUACAAGUGCAGACCAAAAAUGGCAUCGUUCGUGGGAUUUGCUUUGCACACCAGAAACGUGGCGAGUUUGAAACCUUCUCCAACACAAAGUCACCUGUGAAAAUGAAAAAUGUUUCGCAGAAAGACGAAGGUCAUCAUAGAACCAUACUUAUGAACUCGCGUACGCAACUCGAAGAAACAAAUGUUGAUUUUGAUUUCGUUGAAAUUCCCCCCAUUGAAAAUAUUUCGUCUUUGUCGGCAAUCAACGAAAACCAAUUGGUGACUUUAAAAGCAAAGGUAGUUCAACUUUCUGGUGAAAAAAUUAUCACAACAAGAUCGGGGCCAAAGAAGAAGAGAGAAGGAUUCCUUGUCGACCCAUUCGGCUCCAUACGAAUUGUGAUAUGGGAGAGCUUUUGCGAGGACGUCGAAGAUGGCGAGACGUACAAUUUUAAAAACAUCAGAGUGAAAAAUGAUUCAAGUGAAGUGUACGUCACAACUCCUCCCAACGGCUGUUCAAUUGUGUCUACCAGUCCAUUUGAAGGAAUCCUCGUUAGUCCUUCAAAGUUGCCAGACAGCUUCACAACAACAACCGUCAUCGCUGAUAUAGAGGGUAUAUCCAACUUCAACGCUUAUAUUUCCUGUAGAAGUUGUAACAAGAAAAUCCAUUCACCCGCUUCAACAAUUGUCAAAUGCGGCGUUUGUGACAUGAGGCAAAAGAAAGAAACAUGUCCACCUCAUUUCCAUUUGCAAAUGCUUCUCAACACACCCACUGGCAUUGUCACUGUAACCAUCUUCGAUGAUAUCAUCGCUAAGAUAGUAACAAUUGAUAAGGCGGUGCUCACGACAGAGAUGGAAGAAGUAAUAACCUCAACGAUGCUCGCCCUUCCUGCUGUGGAGGUGUCCUUUAAGAACAAUUCGAAGAUUGUUACUGACUUAAAAGUUCCUGAUGAUUAA